Messenger RNA from Ruditapes philippinarum (Manila clam), 1806 nucleotides. RefSeq lists its product as uncharacterized. The transcript is spliced from 5 exons. Bases 16 to 660 code for a protein of 214 amino acids. NCBI's taxonomy places the organism in Eukaryota, Metazoa, Mollusca, Bivalvia, Venerida, Veneridae. The record is from RefSeq and is a predicted model, not a curated record.
UGUGCGCGAACCUGUAUGUCAAUGUCCGUCUGUAAAUCGUUCGACUUUGACAGAAACGAACACAUUUGCAAAUUAAACGAUGUUGACCGGUCGUCUGUUAAUGCGUCGGAGUUUGUAACAAAAAGCGGCUCUAUUUUCUCUGAUAUCAGCGAAUGGCCUAGCAGAAUGGUUGGAAGUUGUGGCUCAAGGCCGUGUAAAGUGAACCAAAGAUGUUACCGAAAUGGUCCUUCACAUGAAUGCAAAGACAUAACUUGUGCUUCGGAUCAGAAAAUUGAAAAUGGUAAAGUACAGAUAAGUGCGCCUGGCGAAAACAAGUUCCUCGACAUAGCUCUAGUGAAAUGUGACAAAGGAUAUUAUGUUCCCAGUCAACAAGAGGUGAAAUGUGAGGCUUCAGGAAAAUGGCAGCUUGCAACGUGUAAAUUACCAAGUGAUUGUAAAGAAGUCCUUGAUAAAUUUCCUGAGGCGAAAAGUGGACAAUAUGAGAUAGAACUAUGGAUAUCUGGUAAGAUUCUGACUGUGAAUUGUGACAUGGAUACAGAUGGCGGAGGUUGGACGAUAUUUCAUAGGCGAAUGGACGGGUCAGUGGACUUUUAUCGCAAUUUUACAGAAUAUGAGAAUGGCUUUGGGAAUGUUGAUGGAGAGUUGUGGCUAGGUAUGUAAAAAUAUUUCAUUCCUCGUAGCAUUGGCAUUUUAAAACAAAUAUAGUACAGAUAUUGCGUAGUCACCUAAGGUACAACACCGUCGCAAUUAAAUAACACACAUGACAUUUGUUGCAAGCGUAACAUGAAGAUAGGUUUCUUUACCAUGGAACAAAAUAUUUUGCUUACAGUUAACUAAUAGUUUAAUAAUCGAAUACACUUAGAAUAUUUCUUGUUGACCGCAAUGCAUUGCUUAUAAUAGUUGUUGAAGAAUAUAUACAACUGUAGUCGAAAAAGACGCUUCUAUCUUAAGUUAAGCUCGAUUUUUCAAAUCAUUUUUAAAUAUAUGUUAUAUUUAUUUCAACUUAAUUAUUCUUGUUUUAAAAGACUGAAUAUUUCAAGGGCUUGUUUAUACACAAAAUAACAAGAAUAAUAGUCGAGCUAUCUGUUGUUUUUACUGUAACAUUUUUUUGCUUUUUAAACAAAACGAAAAAUAUACCCAGUGUAUCAGUGAUUUAUUUAUUCUCAUGUUUUAGAGUGUAAAAAUUGUCCUAUCUAUAUUAAUUUUGUUUAUAUGUGUGUGUUUGCCUGUAUUUGUUUAUGUAUGUAGAAAUGAUUUUUUGAUUUGUUGUGUGGUGUGUUCACAUAACCCUUCUUGAAACAUGUAUUUUCGUUUGCAAAAAUACAUUUAGGUGAAUGCAAGUAGCCCAAAUAUCCUAUCUUUGAAUUGUAGAGGUCUUGACGGUUUUAAAUGUUUGAAGCAGAAAAAAUGCAGUAUUUACAAAAUACUCACUUAACGUUAAAUAUGUAUAAAAUAUAUACUGUGAACUGAAUAGUAAAUGUUUCCUUAGUCAAGGGACAUCCAGUUCCAGUUGCAAUUUAAAAAAAAAAACUAUUGAAUAUAAAAAUCACAGCAAACACAUUGAUAAUAAAGGAAAAUUUAUUGUUUUAGACAUAACUAUUGAGGGAAAAGAUUUAUCCUUAUAAAUCUUUACGGUCCAAAUACAGAUCAGCGAACUGUUUGGUAUCAUUGACAGAAUAGGAAACGAUUCUUAUAUCUUGUCUGGCAAUUUUAACUUAGUUUCUGAUUCUGAAAAAAAAAAUACAACUAUAAAUUUGUACUUAAUAAUAGAGCUAGAAAUCUGAUUACAAAAUAUUGAUCAGAGAA